AUGAAAGACUUAUUAACCACGGUGAUACAGUUGGAGUUGUGCAACAAAAAUAAAAAUGUAAAAUAUGUACAGACAUGUAAAAAUAAAUCAAGAAAGAAGCUGAAAAAAGUUGCUUUUUUGUCUGGGUUGUCACGGUUUGACGCAAAGAGAAACGAUACGUUAGGCCCAGGUAUAUAUAACAUUACUUUUCCAAAAUGCCAAACUAAGAAAAAUGGGAAGUUUCCUGCUCGACUACAAAGUUUAAAAAUAAAUUGGAAUUUACCGCCUUCAUUGUAUGCAGAUGGUUUGAAACAUCAUACGAUUCAGACUCGAGUUGAGAAGAAGAUUACCGCUAGAGGACCUUAUGAUACUUUUACAGGACCUAGGGAUUCAAGUACUUUGACGGGACUUACUGCCGAAAAAAAAUGUUAUCUUUUAUCUGACAAUUGGCCACUUCCACUCGAGAGCUACGUGUCUAGAAGUCAUCGAACUUACACAAAUGUAUUCAAACAGAAGUCACCGAGAAAAAAAAUAGAUCACAGUGUGCCGUCAUUUUCUUGUGCAAACAUGCCCAAUUGGUUGUCAAAAAAAACAAAUAAGUAUCCAUUUAAUGAUUCACGACGGGUCGGCGACAGUUUGAAAAUGAUCGAAGAUUCCCUCAAACCGGGACCGGGACACUACGAUAUUAUCAAUGUUAAUAAACGAUGCGCAACAAAUGGCCACACGAGCGUAUUUAAAAGUACUACGGCGCAAAGGCUACAGAUAAUACGCCCAGGCUAUAGCAUAUUUGAUUAAAAAUGCAAAACUUUUGAAAAUCGAUUCAAUAACUUACGUUUGUAUAAUACAUCGUCAUGGUCAAGGAAAUUAUCAAAAUAUGUAGAUAUUAUAAAAGUAAUAAAGUACAA
Molecule: messenger RNA, 884 nt
Organism: Metopolophium dirhodum (rose-grain aphid)
Lineage: Eukaryota; Metazoa; Arthropoda; Insecta; Hemiptera; Aphididae
Exons: 4
Coding region: 1-774 (257 amino acids)
Source: RefSeq, a predicted model, not a curated record